This is a messenger RNA of Lathyrus sativus (Indian pea), 732 nucleotides long. The record is from the annotation of a GenBank genome assembly. Lineage: Eukaryota; Viridiplantae; Streptophyta; Magnoliopsida; Fabales; Fabaceae.
AUGGAUGCAUACCGAAGAGACUCAACUACUCCAUCAAAUGCAUCAUUCUCCGGUGGAAAUGGAGUCUGUUUGAUGAGAAAUUCAUGGAAAGAGGAUCAACAUUCAUCCUUCAUUGAUUUUAUCUUCACUUUCCUCUCUGCAAAUUCCUUUCGCCUUAAUUUUGUGCCAAUUGCUCCGGAUUUUAUUUUUAAUUGUGGGAGUUUAUCUGUGGCCUUCAUUUUUGUGACAAACUGGGACUGUAACAAUGUGGCUCCAAUCUUCAACAGAGUUCAGCAACUGAAGGCUCAGUUUUCGCGUUUUUAUGUUGUUAUCACACUCCCAGGAAAUGAGGAAAUGGAUUCAUUUAUUGAGUCAUAUUUCAAAUUUGGGAUGGUGAUUGGCAAGCCUACAUUUAUACCAGUUAAAGACUUGGAGAUGGGGUUCGAAAAGAUGGUAAAAAUUGCCCAUUCUUCUGGAGUAUACAAGCAGGAGGGAAUUGAAGAAAAAUUUAAAGCUGAGAGGAAGAAGUGGGUGCAAGGAAUGAACUUUUAUCUUAAAGUUGUUACAUCAAUCCCAGGCAUUGACAAUCACGAUGCAAAUGCGCUGAGUCAAGCUAUUGGUUCUGUCCAAGCAAUUGCAAAGGCAUCAAAAGAGCAAAUUCUGGAGAACACAGAUCUUUCCACUGACAAGGCAGAGACGCUUUCAAGGUUUCUCAGGGAUCCAAAGUUUUACUUAAGUCCCAAGAUCAACUAA